UGUGUUUUGUGUUGACCGCCAGUCGGUAGAUGAGACGGAAAGAUGGCAAAAAGCAUUCGAAGUAAGUGGAAGCGGAAAAUGAGAAAAGUGAAACGGGUUAGGUAUGCCAAAAGAGAGUUGGACACGCUGAAAAAAGUUGCGGAAGGUGCCAAGAUCGGUGCGCUGAAUGGAGACAAUGAAUUGUACACAAUUGUAACAAAAGAUGAACUACAGAAACAGAAAGAAGAAAAAGAAGCAAAGCGGAAGACUGAAGAAGCCUUAAAUAAGAUGGAAACAGACCAAGUCAGAAAGUUUGACAAAAAGACAAUGAAAGAUGAAAAUGGACAAUAUCCAGUGUGGAUGAAUCAAAGAGCUAUCAAUAAGGUUAAGAACAGCAUGAAAAAAGGGAGAAAAAAGAAAGGCAAACAAAGAGGAAAGUGGAAGCAGGAAUGGUGAAAUUAUCAACAUGACUGUUCAGUGUACAUAGACUUAUUUUUUUGUGAUCAUGGUUAUAUCACAUCUUGUGGAAUGUGUAACACUGUUUGCAGACUAGUAUUGGUACCAGGUGUGUGCGAAUUCAGAACUGAAUACGGCAGCGAAAAAGCAGCACUUGAUAUUAACUGAUACAAUUAUAUUGUUAUCUUAAGUGAGAAGUACAUUGGCUAAACCAUGAAAUGAUAAGGGGGCCUUUGUGGCCUAGUGGGUUAGCAUGCCAGCACGGUGCAGUGGAACCUCCCACCAGUGCACUCCCUGCGAAUUCAAGUCAAGCUCAUGCUGGCUUCAUUUCCAGCUAUAUGUGAGGAAGGUCUGACAGCAACCUGCAGAUGGUUGUGGGCUUCUCCAGGGUUCUGCCCAGUUUCCUCCCUGCAUAAUGCUAGCCUUCAUCAUUUAAGUAAAAUAUUCCUGAGUAUGCUGUAAAACACCAAUCAAAUAAAUAAAUUAAAAUGAGAAAAACUAAGCAAUGGUUAGUUUCUUGCUUUUCAAUUACGACUUGCAUGGAGUGGGUUAAAACCUGGGCCUCGGACAUGGAAGUAGCAGACUAUGCUGCACUCACUGUUUGCAGAGCUCCAUGUGUUGACGUUUGUGUAGUCAGAUGUU
Molecule: messenger RNA, 1077 nt
Organism: Liolophura sinensis
Lineage: Eukaryota; Metazoa; Mollusca; Polyplacophora; Chitonida; Chitonidae
Product: protein LLP-like
Exons: 4
Coding region: 43-435 (130 amino acids)
Biological process (GO): dendrite extension
Cellular component (GO): nucleolus
Molecular function (GO): RNA binding
Source: RefSeq, a predicted model, not a curated record